UCAUCAAUUCUUUAAAGCAGUAAAAUGAAAAAUGAUUAAUCAAUUUAUUAUUAUUAUGAAAACGAUCUGAAAGUGUUAUGUUAAAAGAGUAACGUAAAGUUAGGUAGUAUCGCUACAAUUAAAUAGUAUUCAUAGAUAUGUCAUGUUUAUCACAGUUUUAUCAUUUGAUUGUCGUAAAACCGAUUCAUUUAUUUACGUUUAUAUACUUACAUUAAAAAAAUUACUAUAAUGAUGCAUAUGUCAUUCUGGUUCGGCACCGAUCUCGGAACAUUUUUAUUCAAUGGAUUCAAUGUUACAACUGUUAGAGGAUUUUUCUGCACAUGUUUGGGUCUUAUUGCUAUAGCAAUUAUUUACGAAGCAAUGAAAACAUUACAAAUAAAAUUACAUCAAUUGACCAAAGCUGCACUAGCAGUAGAUGAUUCACAAGCUACUGAAAAUUCUUCGCUAUUAUCACAAAUUGUACCUACGUUUCCACGAUUCUCUUCAUCUUCUCAAAGGUGGGGAAUAAUUUUAUGGACUUUUGAAGUAUUACACUAUUCAGCUCAAACAACAAUCGGUUAUGUUGUUAUGUUAGUUGUAAUGACAUACAAUGUUUAUAUUUGUAUAGCAUUAAUUAUUGGUUCUGCCAUCGGAUAUUGGAUAUUUUCACCUAUACUACUUUAUUUUAAUUUGAAAGAAUUAAAACAAAAAAAUAAAAAUAUUUCCUGCAGUCCAGGAUGCUCAGAUUCAAUUUCAACAAUUGAGAGACGACCAUCUAGUUUAUCUGCUAUUGCUGAUCAAUCAGCAUCAGAAAUAGUGGCUGAACUCCACAGUGUAACCGAUAUGGGAGAAAAAUAAUGUGUGUAUCAAACAAAUUUGGAUUUUUAUAGAUAACACCCCAAGUUAAUAAUUAUAUAAAUUUUAUUGAACAAUAUAUAAAAGUAUUUGCUCAUGUUACCGUUGAUAAUUAUUUUAUACUA
Cotesia glomerata is the source of this 959-nucleotide messenger RNA. Its product is annotated as probable low affinity copper uptake protein 2. The record is from RefSeq and is a predicted model, not a curated record. Gene Ontology annotation, cellular component: plasma membrane. The transcript has 4 exons. The coding region runs from base 229 to 837 and encodes 202 amino acids. Lineage: Eukaryota; Metazoa; Arthropoda; Insecta; Hymenoptera; Braconidae. Gene Ontology annotation, biological process: copper ion transmembrane transport; intracellular copper ion homeostasis. Gene Ontology annotation, molecular function: copper ion transmembrane transporter activity.